This is a messenger RNA of Aureobasidium subglaciale EXF-2481, 658 nucleotides long. RefSeq lists its product as uncharacterized. The transcript has a single exon. Bases 155 to 658 code for a protein of 167 amino acids. The record is from RefSeq and is a predicted model, not a curated record. NCBI's taxonomy places the organism in Eukaryota, Fungi, Ascomycota, Dothideomycetes, Dothideales, Saccotheciaceae.
CGGCGCCGUAGAGCUUUGUGUGACAGAGCACGAAACCCUGAACAAAUCAUGGACCUCCAUGAUUGACUUCGCUAUCUCGACAAUCAGUCUGUUUACUCUACUUAUACCGCUUUAUCAAUCUGGAUCUUCGUUAUAUGUAAGUCUGGAGUCCUGAAUGGCACCGGCUUCCAUCGGUAUGAUCACGACUUCCGAAGAAGCACUUGCGACCAAAAGACAUUUCCAGGCUGCAAUCUUGAUUGUUCGCAAACAGCAUCUCUCAUUUCCUCUAAUCUUAGUAGCGGCAGAGCUCUUUGUAUCUCACUCCCGACUCUCAACUCUUUAUGAUCACACUCUUGACUGCACAGUCAUUGGCUCAGACAGCGGAGAUGAAUACAUUAUGAGCGCCUUUGUAUCGUAUCUGGGGCAAAAGCAGCGCUGGGACUUUGCCAUCUACCGUCAGCAUUCUUCUUCGGAAGCCGGAUGGACGAAAUUACUUGCUAUGUUUGCUACUUGGUCUCUCUUUGAGUUUCCCAGCCCAGCGCUCGAAUAUGGCCGUGUGGCUAGGUCAUGGCAGCAAAACUAUUGGAUGAACGACAAGUUGCCGUUUGACAGUGCCACAAUUGAACAACUCCGACAGCACUUUCAGCUAUGGGUAGCUUCCAGGGUUUUGGGGGUCUGA